This is a messenger RNA of Gossypium raimondii (Peruvian cotton), 1476 nucleotides long. Its product is annotated as chloroplast envelope quinone oxidoreductase homolog. The record is from RefSeq and is a predicted model, not a curated record. The transcript has 4 exons. Lineage: Eukaryota; Viridiplantae; Streptophyta; Magnoliopsida; Malvales; Malvaceae. The coding region runs from base 188 to 1177 and encodes 329 amino acids. Gene Ontology annotation, molecular function: oxidoreductase activity.
UUUUUUGGGUUGUAGCUUGGAAAGAAAGACAUUCAUAUUUGGAUUACUUUGCUAUAAAUUCAAACUAUCUGACGCCAGAAUAUAUUAUCUGAUCCUUCUCAACCUCGUCUUUCUCACAGUUUUUCUUGAUUUUUGCCUUUCCCAGACUUAAAAGCUUCGGUUUUUAUUUUCACUUUGGAAAACGAAAAUGGAUAAGAUUAAGAGUAUGAUGCGCGCUGUUCAGUACAGUAAAUAUGGCGGAGGAGUCGCCGAUCUCAAGCAUGUUGAAGUUCCGGUUCCCAGUCCAAAAAAGGAUGAAGUUUUGAUCAAAGUAGAGACAGCUAGUAUUAACCCAAUCGACUGGAAACUACAGGAUGGGGUAGCUCGGCCAUUUUUACCUCGGAAAUUCCCCCACAUUCCUGGUACCGAUGUAGCAGGAGAAGUCGUACAAGUUGGAUCAGAAGUCCAGAGUUUCAAAGUUGGGGAGAACGUUGUUGCCGUACUUGGUAAUGGAGGUGCACUAGCUGAAUAUGCUGUGGCUAAUGAAGGUUCCACAGUUUCAAGGCCUCCAGAGGUAUCAGCCCGUGAAGCUGCAGCUUUGCCAAUUGCUGGCCUCGCAGCUCACCAGUCACUCACCCAGCUUGCUGGGAUCAAACUCGAUGGAACCGGCCCAGAAGUGAAUGUAUUGGUUACCGCUGCUUCAGGUGGUGUAGGUCAAUAUGCCGUUCAACUCCUAAAGCUCGCAAAUGCACACAUUACAGCCACUUGUGGGGCUCGUAACAUAGAUUUAGUCAGGAGCCUGGGGGCUGAUGAGGUUCUUGACUACAAAACUCCUGAUGGGGUGGCUCUCAAGAGCCCUUCUGGUCGAAAAUACGAUGUAAUCAUCCACUGCGCACACAACAUUCCUUGGUCUACCUUUGAGGCUAACUUGACUUCAAAAGGGAAGGUAGUAGAUACCACUCCUGGUUUCGGCACUUUGAUGAGUGUUGCUUUCAAAAAGAUAACAUUCGCAAAGAGGCAACUCAUACCCUUGUUUACCUCACCUAAGAAAGAGAACCUCGAAUUUCUUGUUAAGUUGGUGAAAGAAGGAAAGCUUAAGCCAGUAAUUGAUUCAGUACAUCCUCUAAGCAAGGCUGAAGAGGCUUGGGCGAAGAGCAUUGACGGCCAUGCCACUGGCAAGAUUCUUGUGGAGCCAUAGGUUAUGAAGGUUACCUGAUAAAUUGCACUAGUUUUUCAGUUUCUCAUUGAGUGGUGUAGCUCACCGUUUCUAAGUUCACAAAGUACUCAGUAUCUUGAACAAUUCCAUGUUGGUGUGUGAGUUUCCUAAUCUUUCUUGUAUUUUGCUGGUGGUAUAAACAAUGUUGUGUGAUAUCUGAUAUCUAAUGUUACUGAGCACUGCGUUUUCUUGUGAAAUUUAGAAAUUUUUGUUUUGUUUUGUUUAAUGUAAUUCAAAUUGCAGAUGAUUAUACAGAGAACAGAACUUUCCUUGUUUUUGAA